Molecule: messenger RNA, 4964 nt
Organism: Pogona vitticeps (central bearded dragon)
Lineage: Eukaryota; Metazoa; Chordata; Lepidosauria; Squamata; Agamidae
Source: RefSeq, a predicted model, not a curated record
GUGGGUGCCUCGGAGGGAUGAUUUCUCGCGGUUCUCUCCCCUUCACAGGCUCUGGCGCUCACGGGGGGCCGCUCGGCGGAGGCGGCGGCGCAGCUUUACUUCAGUAGCGGCCUCGAUUCCCAGGAGGAAGAUGAUGGCCAAGGCAGUGGAUACUACAAGAUGGUCUUUGUGGUGAACAUGGAGCUUUCUAUGGGACCUGGAAAGAUCGCUGCUCAGGUGGGCCACGCAGCCAUUGGCCUCUACCAGCUGAUGCAGGAGAAGCCUAGCCAGAGGGAUCUGCUCAACCAAUGGGAUGAACAAGGUGCCAAGAAAGUUGUCCUUCAGGGAUCCAACACUGACCAGCUGCUGGAACUACACGCCUUAGCCCUGAGCCUGGAGCUGCCAACAUACCUAGUGCAAGAUGCGGGAAGGACCCAGGUUCCAGCUGGCUCACACACAGUCCUUGCCAUCAUGGGAGAGGAAGAGAUAGUGAAUCAGGUGACAGGGCAGCUAAAACUGCUGAACUGAGGAAAGCUUUGGCGUUCGGCAGUGGGCCGUGGAGUUCCCGGGCAGCCCUUCUGUGUGUAUGUGUGUGUGUAUAUAUAUAUAUGCGCGCGUGCUCUUUUUGGACGAAGAGGAAGGUCCGAUGGACAGCACUCAACUCUCCUCUGGGCAACAUGGGGGGGUGGGGAAGAAAGGUGCACCUCUCCUCUGGAAGAGGGAUUGUCAUUUUCUAAGGUGGCGGCUGUAGGGUUCCAUGGUAGGGGGAUUUACUAGGGCGCUCCCAGGCAGGUCUGGAAAAGGACAGCUGUGUAUUAUCUGCACCACUUACAGAACAGGUGAGGUCUGGUGCAGGCAUUGCCUGGGCUUUCUUUUGCAUUGUGGGGAAACCACAGAAAGCAGGCAAAGUGUCGCCUUCCAGAUGUUGUUGCAUUAUGAUCCCCAUUAGCCCCAUGCCAGCAUAGCCAACUGUGUAGAAUGCUGAGCAUUGCAGUCUCAACAUCUGGUUGGAGGGGGGGUGCCCUUUGCCAACCCUUGACCUAGCAUAACCCCUCCCAGCAGAAAGGCAUUUGUACCUAUAUCAUCCCCGCUGUGUGUCUUGUCUUGUCCUGGGGGGGGAUGUUUGCUGUUAGUAAAGAAAAGGAAUGAAGACUCAGCAGCCUCUCUAGACAGCUUCUUUGGCUGCUGAGCUGCUCUUACUGCUUAAGUGUACAUUUUCCUGAAGUUUAACCUAGCGUCUAUCUUGCAGUGGUUGUAAUCCCUUGUCUCUCCACCUGCCCCUACUUGUGCUGUGCUCCCUCUUUUGUGCUGUUCCUUCAAAUCUUCUUUUCAAACGUUUUUCAAAAUACUCAGUUUUUAACGCAACAAGCAUCUCUAAAGUAUCACAUCUCUAGCCAGUGGAUGGGCAGUGAACUAAGGAACUGCUAUGCUGGCAAGAAUAACCCAAUGAGGUUACUGUUACUGAAGAUCAGGGGUGGGGCAGGGCUGAAAGCUCCAGGAAAUGACUUCUGGUCCUCCAGAUGUUGUUGGGCUGUCACUCCUAACCAACAAAGUCAUGAGUGAGUGAUGGUGGGAGUUUCAGCCCCAUAACAGCUGGAAGGCUAUCUUUCAGUCCCCUUUGGCUUAGCGCAGUGCAAAGAAAUAGGGAAACCACGACUUAGAAGUUAGUGAGAAAUUACUGUUGAGAAGGCAGCUUUUCUGGUGUUCAUGAAAGAAUCCCUUCCCCUUCUUUAAACUGUUUUUUUUUUAAAGUUUUACAACAGGAUUCAGCCCAUGGGAAUGGGGGAGGACAAGGAAUAUCUUUCAAUAAAAUGUACAAAGUGGAGGAACAGGGGGCCUGGCUUAAACCCACCGUCUCACAGGUACUAGCCAGUGUGUCCAGAAUGCUGCUUCAGCCACACAGACAAGCUGCCAACAGUGUGAUUGGGGGGGUGGGGUAGAAUUUUAUGUUCUAAAUGACAGGAUAGUGUAGUUUUACAUGUUGGGGACGUUGAGAAAAUAUUAAGGAUAUUGAUGUACAGUAUAAAUCUUUCACUGGGUUGGGAAUCUGUGGCUCUCUGGACAUUUUUGGACUCCAAAUCCCAUGAGCUCCAACCAACCAACAUAACUAGCAGUUAUGGGAUGAUGGGAGCUGAAGUCCAAAAUGCCAGGAGGCCCACAGCUUCCCAUUCUUUUUCCCUAGUAUAUAUUCUUCUGCCAAGUUAAUAUUAUCUGGAUCUCUUCCUAUCCUUCCCUCUGUUAAUCCAGGAAUUAGCAGGAUUCCCAGGACUCAUGUUAAUCUAAAGUUGCAACUUAAAACCUCUUGUCAAAGCUUAGAAACGUGACUGUUUUGGACUGCAACUAGCCAGAGUUCCCUAGCCAGCCCUGGCCAUGGAAGUGGCUUUUCCAAGUCCACCUUCUGCUCUUCGUUCCUUGUAGCUGCUGCAAUCGUACCCAAAGACAGAGCAUUCUAAAUGUAUUUUGAAUGACCAAAAGUCUGUCGUCUUGCAAGGGUGCCCAAGUUUGCAAGAUUCAGCUCCACUUUUAAAAACCCUGGAGGGCACCAGGUUGGGGAAGGGGAUUGUAGGGCUUGUGAUUCCCUUGAAGACCAACGCUUUUGCCUGGGCUGGCUCUCUGAAAGUUCAUCUGUGCUUGCUGGUGGAAAGCCGACAACUAUCUCUGUGCAAAGUCCUACUGUGAAAAUGGUACAGAAAAUACAGUAUAAUCCCCAUUUUCAUUUCUGUGCAUUGUUUCACUUAGCAUUUUGUAUUUCUCUAGGGACCACCUGUCUUGUCUGAAGCAUGCUGGGACUUCUCAUUACUGUGCAAAAAUAAAUGUGUACCUUUUAGAUAAAUUUACCAAAGGUCCCCUGCUGUUUGCAGGCAUUGCAUACCUGCAGCUGUACAACACACCAGUGUAGCUAGGACCUGCGUAAAGCAUCCUUAUUUAGAUUCAGCUAAACAGUAUCUCCCUGUUGGAUAGCUGAUAAGCACAUAUUAAAAACACCAAUGUCCUAUGGUUCCUUUAAGAGGAAAAUAUGUAUUUUCCUGUAAGCUUUCAUGGAUAACUUUUUCAGACACAAGAAGAGUAAUAUUUAAGCCAGAGGUUUAUAGCUAUACUGUACAGUGUAACAGCUGUGGGAGUGGGGAUGACAUGAGAUACAGAAGAUGACAAAGGUGUUAUUGACACUGGUAAUGAACCUUCAAGAGUCAGUGUUGUAUAGCGGACAAGGUCAAACAGUGCACUGCCAAAUGAUCUCAGGGAGGGGGAGGUAAAUGUAGAUCCAUUUGGUGAUUCUUUGUUUGAAGAAUUGGAAUGAGAAAUCUAGCCAAUUGCAACCUGGGGCGGAGUCUGAAACCUCACCCCCACUGACGUUUGCAGCUUGCAUUUGAACUUGCCUUAUGAAGCAGAUUGGGCACAAUCAUCUGCCAUGGAUUUUUGGAACGUCCAUUUUUUUCCUGCACUGUCCACAGAAUCUUGGUGCAGUGCUUGAGGAAGAUGGAUUAAUGUUGAAUGCUAGCUGUUUAUUCAGUUUUUUAGUGGCCUAAUAAAGGUAUCACCUACACAUAUCCUAGGGGUUAUUCAUUUGGAGAAGGCUGCAGUAAAAAAAACUUUUGUUAGCCUGUCUCUCUGACCCCUGUCAUUUAGGCUGCCUUUCCCACACACAGUGACACCAGAUACUGGCAGAGGCCCAUAUCGGCAGACAGAUCUGGAAGACCAAAAAACAAAACAAAAUGCUGCAACUAGGUUAAGAGCCUCUUAGAACAAAAGACAACACAAGGUUUAUAGCUGAGUCAUAAACCCCCUGAUGGUUUGGAGUGACUUACAAUGCAGGGUCCCUGCUGGUGGGCGCACAGUUUACCAAGUUUUAUGUAGCGACAAAGUAAAGAAACAAAUUGCUUUGGAACUUUUAGAGCUGGUUCGUCUUGGUCUUGGCAGUUUGAGCAGCCCCAGAGCGAGCCAUUUCCACUUUCUCCGUGCCCUCUAUUAAUUGCGUGUUAUCAGCUUGUGAAAGCAAGCUGGCAGGCAGGAGAGGGCGAGGUUUGUGUGUAGAUCAUUGUGAAAAGAGCAGGGCUCACACAGUGCCAAGAGCUGGGAGCGAAAUCUCCUGCAUGCUUGAAAAGUCCCACAAACGACCAGAGCUAUGGCAAAGUGUAUUUUGUCUCGCAUAUUGUUUACUUGGGAGCAGAGCCGGUUUUGUGAAAUGGGGUUUGCCUCCUAAGUACAACUUCGGUUUGAAUUGUAGUGCAGCGUUAUGAUGACCCUGUCCGUUUCCCUUCUGAUCCAGCUCUGCGCCGUCUGUUUCUACAGGAGGGGCUCAGCUUGUGCUCCUCCUCUUCCGCCAUCACGCAUUUGCCUGUUAACAUCUGUGUGGAGGUAAACAAUGAUGGUACUGUUGCGCCUGUAACUUGGUCUCUUAUCCCUGCUUUUGGCACUGGAUGUACAAAUUUGGGUUUUGAUUUGAACACGGGUCUGAACUUGGUAACUGCUGGGGGGAGGACACCACGUUAACCAGUCUUCAUACGAUGCUGUGACACUCGGCAGCUACCGCACACAGUGGGUUGUGCUCUAGUUCAGUGCACAUGCAAUGAGAACCAGAGCUGUGGGAUCCCGUUUCCUCCAGACCUCACAAAGUCUCUUUUGUGGCUAUAAACCCCUCUUUCCCCCUCCCCCAAAGAAAACGUCUCCAAACUCUAGUUUUCUCUUUAUGACUGCUGGACUUUCCUUGCUAGAACUUUUGGUCUAACCGUUUAGUCCUCAGCCACAAACAGAAAAGGGGGCCUAGAUAUGUUUAAGUGUACCAGCUUACAUUCCUUGUCUCUGCUUCCUAGUCGUCCAUUCUGUUUACUUUUUCAGCUAUUGAUUGUCAUGAUGUCAAAAAAAUUAGACUUCUGCGUCAUGGGGGCAUGGACAUAUGGGGUUCCCCUUUCUUUAUUAAACAGUGUAAAAGGUCCUUGUACAUUAAUAGUGCUGUAUAAAUAAUAAUUAAACUAUAUGCAAGCUUC